AUGAUAUUUGAGCUGACACAGCUCUGCAAGGACGGGAUACCUUGUGAGCAGAGAUUGGAAGGUUCAGCGUUUGGUGACUUUGUACAGUACAUGCACGACCACUACCUGGACAAGUAUGAGUGGUUCAUGCGCGCAGACGACGACGUCUACAUCAAAGGUGAUAAAUUAGAACAAUUUCUUAGGUCCCUAAAUAGCAGCAAGCCUCUCUACCUGGGACAGACUGGCCUGGGGAAUACAGAUGAAAUUGGAAAGCUGGGGCUGGAGCCUGGGGAGAACUUCUGCAUGGGAGGACCUGGCAUGAUCUUCAGCCGAGAAGUUCUCAGAAGGAUGGUGCCUCACAUCGGCGAAUGUCUCAGAGAAAUGUACACCACUCACGAGGACGUGGAAGUGGGUCGCUGUGUUCGCCGCUUUGGUGGGACUCAGUGUGUCUGGUCUUACGAGAUGCAACAGCUGUUCCAUGAAAAUUAUGAACACAAUCGUAAGGGUUACAUCCAAGACCUUCACAACAGCACAAUUCACGCAGCCAUCACACUUCAUCCAAACAAAAGGCCCGCAUAUCAGUACAGACUACAUAAUUACAUGCUCAGCCGCAAGAUAUCUGAACUCCGCUACCGCACCAUCCAGCUCCACAGGGAAAGUGCGCUCAUGAGCAAGCUCAGCAACAGUGAGGUGAGCAAAGAGGACCAGCAGCUGGGAGUGAUGCCUUCUUUCAACCACUUCCAGCCACGGGAGAGAAAUGACGUCAUUGAGUGGGAGUUCCUGACUGGGAAGUUGCUUUACUCAGCUGCAGAGAACCAGCCUCCUCGACAGAGCAUCAACAGUAUCCUAAGGACAGCCCUGGAUGACACGGUCUUGCAGGUGAUGGAGAUGAUCAACGAGAAUGCCAAGAGUAGGGGCCGGCUCAUUGACUUCAAGGAAAUUCAGUAUGGCUACCGCAGGGUUGAUCCCAUGCAUGGGGUGGAGUACAUUUUGGAUCUGCUCCUCCUAUACAAAAGGCACAAAGGAAGGAAACUGACUGUGCCUGUGAGGCGCCAUGCCUAUCUUCAGCAGUUGUUUAGCAAAUAUUUCUUCAGAGAAAUGGAAGAGCUCAAUGUGAACAGCCUGGUGGAGAGUAUUAACAGUGGCACCCAGUCGUUCUCCUUCAUAUCUAAUUCUCUAAAAAUACUCUCAUCUCUUCAAGAAGCCAAAGAAAUAGGAUGGCACAAAGAAAAGAAAGUCCACAUUCUUGUUCCCCUCACUGGAAGGUAUGACAUUUUCUUAAGAUUCAUGGAAAAUUUUGAAAGUACGUGUCUUAUCCCAAAGCAAAAUGUGAAGCUGGUCAUCAUCCUUUUCAGUGGGGAUUCUGGCCAAGAGUCCAACAAACACAUCGAGCUGAUACAUGAAUAUCAGAACAGGUACCCUAAUGCAGAAAUGAUGCUGAUUCCCAUGAAGGGGGAGUUUUCCAGAGGUCUUGGUCUUGAAAUGGCUGCUUCUCAGUUUGACAAUGACACGUUGCUGCUAUUUUGUGAUGUUGACUUGAUCUUUAGAGGAGACUUUCUCCAAAGAUGUAGAGACAAUACAAUUCAGGGACAACAGGUAUACUUCCCCAUCAUCUUUAGCCAGUAUGACCCAAAGGUGACCCACAUGGGAAAUCCACCCCCAGAGGAUGACUUUGUAUUCUCAAAGGAAACUGGAUUUUGGAGAGACUAUGGCUAUGGAAUCACCUGUAUUUACAAAAGCGAUCUACUGGGUGCAGGUGGAUUUGAUACCUCAAUACAAGGCUGGGGACUGGAAGAUGUAGAUCUCUACAACAAAGUUAUCCUAGCUGGCUUACAACCCUUCAGAAGUCAAGAAGUAGGAGUGGUGCAUAUUUUCCAUCCAGUUCAUUGUGAUCCUAACUUGGACCCUAAGCAGUAUAAGAUGUGCUUAGGAUCCAAAGCAAGUACUUUUGCCUCAACCAUGCAACUUGCUGAACUCUGGUUAGAAAAACAUUUGGGUAUCAGGGACAAUCGAACUCUCUCCUGA
Molecule: messenger RNA, 2004 nt
Organism: Cricetulus griseus (Chinese hamster)
Lineage: Eukaryota; Metazoa; Chordata; Mammalia; Rodentia; Cricetidae
Source: RefSeq, a predicted model, not a curated record